AUGAACACUUACCUAGGUUUGCUUGCCAUACUGCAGACUCUACAGUCCCUUGUUAGCGGGAAGCUCGUUUUGGACCUUUCUGAUCAAGCAUGGAGGCUCGAGAACUUGCCCCUUAAUAUCUCGGUUCCUGGGCAUAUACCAUCGCAGGUCCAUUUGGAUCUACACAAAGCUGGGGUGAUCGGAAAUCCUUACUACGGCCUUAAUGACUUCAGUUUGCGUUGGAUUGGACAGUCCGACUGGUCUUACAUUACGAAUUUGAAGAAUCUACUGCGACCAAAUGAAACCUUCAAUGCUGAAACCUUUAUCCUCUUUAAUGGUCUCGACACAUUUGCAAACAUUAGCUUCUGCGGUCAUCAUGUCGCUUCCACGAACAACCAAUUCCGCCAGUGGCGUUUCAACAUCACGGAGAUAUGGUCAAAAUGCCCCCAAGUAGAGUCCCCGAUGUUGGAGGUACACUUUCGAAGUGCCACCGAAAUGGCAACGGAACUAGCCGAAGCACCAGGAGCUGAAACAUGGCCCUUUGGCAUUGAAGGCUGGUUUGAGUAUCCCCAUCGAGCCUUUGUCCGCAAAGAGCAGUCCGACUUUGGGUGGGACUGGGGCCCAGCGUUUGCUCCCGCUGGUAUCUGGCAAAAGGCGUGGAUUGUACAGGUAUCUGAGGGCGAGCUGAUGAUUCCAAACUCCAUGUUGGAUAUUUACCGUGACGGACAACUAAACAAUCUACCUCCAAACCAAAACACUCACUGGGUCUUGAAUACAAGCAUCGAUUCACUUACAGGGAUUCCGGCCGAGGCCGAGUUGACAUACAGAAUAACCGAUUCAACGGGAAAGGUACACGAUAGCGGAUCCCUUUCCAACAUUACCAAUGGGCAGGAUGUGAUUUCGGGGGCAGUGAUAUUGGACCAGAGUAAGUACAAACUGUGGUGGCCUGCCGGCAUGGGAGACCAAAACCUGUACAACAUCACAAUCGACAUUGUCCACAAUAAAAGGAAGCUUGCUUCAGUCCAGAAGAGGAGUGGAUUUAGAACCAUCGUGUUGAAUCUCGAACCCAUUUCGGAGAAGCAGCGAUCGCAGGGCAUUGCGCCAGGAAACAACUGGCAUUUUGAGAUAAACGGUCGUGAGUUCUAUGCCAAAGGAAGCAAUUUUAUUCCUCCUGAUGCUUUCUGGCCACGUGUUACGGCAAGCCGCAUCUGCUCCCUCUUCGAGGCCAUAGUGGCCGGCAACCAAAACAUGCUGCGAGUUUGGGCGAGCGGCGCGUACUCACCCGACUUCAUGUAUGACCUUGCCGACGAAAUGGGCAUUUUGCUUUGGAGCGAAUUCGAGUUUGGCGAUGCCUUAUAUCCCGUCACUGCCGAUUUCUUAGAAAACUGCCGACAAGAAGCAGUAUAUCAGGUCCGAAGAGUCAACCAUCACCCAUCACUGGCAUUAUGGGCAGGGGGCAAUGAGCUUGAAAGCCUCGAACUCAAAGGGGUCAAGUCCCGAGCACCGGACCAAUACGACAAAUAUCUGGCCGAAUAUGAGACCCUGUUUCUGCGAACUCUCCUUCCUGCAGUAUAUGGCAAUAGUCGCAGCAUAACAUACAUACCGAGCAGCACCGAAAAUGGCUACCUCUCUAUCAACUUCUCCAACCCCAUUCCGAUUAUCCAGCGGUAUGAGAACUUGACAAAGGGGUCAAUAUACGGAGACACAGAUCACUAUAACUAUGACUCUCUGGAUGCCUUCAACUUGGAUACUUAUCCAGUUGGUCGGUUUGCUAAUGAAUUUGGGUACCACUCGAUGCCUAGCCUGUCCACUUGGAAGGAGGCCAUAUCAGACGAGGACUUGCAUUUCAAUAGCUCGACCAUCAUGCUACGCAAUCACCAUUACCCGGCAGGUGGUUUAAAUAUCUCUAACUACCACAACUCCAGUUUGGGGAUGGCGGAAAUGACACUAGCGGUUGAACGUUAUUACCCGGUGCCUCAAAAGACGAAUACGGUAGCUAAUUUUUCCGCCUGGUGUCAUUCCACUCAAAUCUUCCAAGCAGACUACUACAGGUCGCAAAUUCAAUUCUACCGUGUUGGGUCUGGACUUCCAGAACGCCAGUUGGGAUCCCUCUACUGGCAGCUCGAGGACAUCUGGCAGGCACCAACCUGGGCUGGCAUCGAGUACUCUGGUCGCUGGAAGGUUCUACACUAUGUAGCCAAGGAAAUUUACAGCUCGGUUAUUGUUGCGCCUCUGUUUAAUAGCACAACGGGAAUCCUCCAUGUCUAUGCUGUCAGUGACCUGUGGAGCAAGGUCUCUGGAACCCUGACUCUCAGCUGGGUUGCAUGGAAAGGGGAGAUUCUCAACUACACCCUACCUACUGAAGGCAAUGGAAUGUCACCCUCAGGGGGUUCCACAACGUUGCCAUUCAGCAUUGGACCUCUUAACAGCACCCUUGUGACAUCCAUUAAUAUGAGUAGCGUUUCCCAGGCCGAAAAUUACGACCCUAGGCUUGGCCUUUUGGUCGCGAACUUGUCAGCCACUGGGCAACCUAUCAACUCCAACGCAACCAAGACGUUUACACACACCAAUGCAUAUACACCAACUCCACUUUCGCAUGCUACUCUUGAGGAUCCUCAGCUUAGCGUGCAAUAUGAUGAAAAGAACAAUGUCUUUACGGUCUCGGCUAAGCGUGGUGUGAGUCAAUGGACUUGGCUCAGCGUGGCUGACUCUGAUUCAGACGUCAUUGUCAUUUUCGACGAAAAUGCCUUCAUUCUACUCAGGGGAGAAGUAAAGCAAGUCGGAUAUCAUGUUAUCAGUGGACAAAGCCAAGGGUGGCAGCACCGAGUAACCGUGGAGAGCAUAUACAAUAACACCCUGCGGUCAUAG
Molecule: messenger RNA, 2847 nt
Organism: Pochonia chlamydosporia 170
Lineage: Eukaryota; Fungi; Ascomycota; Sordariomycetes; Hypocreales; Clavicipitaceae
Product: beta-mannosidase precursor
Exons: 4
Coding region: 1-2847 (948 amino acids)
Biological process (GO): glycoprotein catabolic process; carbohydrate metabolic process
Molecular function (GO): beta-mannosidase activity
Source: RefSeq, a predicted model, not a curated record